AUGCACACUGGUUUUAGCCGGUGUGGCAGCGGCUCUGAUUUUGAUGAUAAACAGAGAAGUCAAAAUGGUCAACCAUGCUAAGCCUUGAUCCCGCGUAAGAUUCCAAUCCAAGUGCCGAUAACAAAAGACUACUCUUCGUUCCGCUGGUGCAGUGUCUGUGGGCUGGGGGCCGCCGGACGAGACGAAUGUCGUCGAAAGGGCUAAAGAGGUCUUGUUAAGAUGAAUGAUGAGUUUGAACUUUGAAACGGUGAAGAAUGAUGAAGAGGAUGAAGAGUGGUGAUCAAAUCAAAGCUACAUUGUCAUUGGGUUUUACUUUCGUUUAAUUUUAUCUGGAAAAAGAAGAAAACAGAAGUUGAAGAGAGAUUUAUGCACGAAACGCUCACAUGUUAUACGACGGCGGAUGAAACGAAAAGUCCAAAAACGAAACUUCAGUCUUGUGGUCUCCUUAACCUUUUUCUAAUCUAAUCUAACUGCAAUUUACCUCUGAUGUCCCUGAGAAGAUUUCAGUUGUUAGAACCAAUGCGGAGAAGGAACUCCAUCGAGUGUUGAUGAGCUUUGAACAUUCAGUUAAUGAUGGGUUCGUCGACGAUUUUGACGCCCACGCAGAGAUACGCGGCUGGGGCUCUUCUUUCUCUCGCCCUCCACCAGGCUCAGAUCCACCAGACCCCUUUAGCAUCCCUUCUGCCUAGUGAUGACGAUACUGCCGAGGAACGAACGAGCAGCGGCAGCAGUACCGAUUCUGUGACAGAGGAUCCUCACAUUUCUCACCUCUGGAUCCACCAAAACUUCGCUCUCCUCCGCCCUGUAUUCAGGUUCCUACAGAUAGAUCCUAAAGCCUGGACUGGGCUGGAGGAAACUGCUCGGUCUUCUCCAGCCAAGCAUCGUGUUGGAGCUUUUUUUAGGUUACUUUCAGAAGAUAAUGAUGAAACUUCUUCAGAAAGGUUGGACCAGGAACUUGCUUUGGCAAAAGCUGUUGAUGCUACAGAAAUGAGCAUGGGAAUCAGUCCUGUUUCUUCUGAAGCUACUAUAGAAAAACAUCAUGAGGAUGAACAUGCAUGCCAUGAGAAUAGCUCCUCUAGGGGAUCAGAUGAGAAUCUUGUGGAAGAAGAAACAUUGCUCAGUUAUCAGAGGAAAGUAGUUGUUCUGUAUGAGCUCCUCUCUGCUUGUGUAGCAGAUAUACCUGAAGAUGACAAGAAAGAUACUCGACAAAGAAAAGGUUAUGAUGCUCGACAUCGUGUGGCUCUUCGGUUGCUGGCAACGUGGCUUGGAAUCAAGUGGAUUAAAAUGGAAGCCAUGGAGGUCUUGGUUGCUUGCUCUGCAAGGGAUCUGGUGAAAUCUGAAGAGCCAAAGGAGGUAGCCAAAUCCCAAGACAAGUCAUGGGUUAAAUGGAAACGCGGAGGUAUUAUUGGGGCAGCUGCAAUAACUGGAGGGACCUUGUUGGCAAUCACUGGUGGUUUAGCUGCUCCAGCAAUUGCUGCGGGCUUUGGUGCUUUGGCUCCUACAUUGGGAUCUCUUGUACCUGUGAUUGGAGCAAGUGGAUUUGCUGCUGCAGCAACUGCUGCAGGGUCAGUUGCUGGUUCUGUUGCUGUUGCUGCAUCGCUUGGAGCGGCUGGAGCUGGGUUAACUGGGUAUAAAACGGCUAGAAGAAUUGGAAGUGUUGAUGAAUUUGAAUUCAAAGCUAUUGGAAAGAAUCAUAACCAAGGCUGCCUGUCUGUUGGUAUCUUCGUUUCUGGACUAGUUUUCGAGGAGAAAGAUUUUAUAAGGCCUUGGGAAGGACGAGAAUUCAACUUAGAGAGGUAUGUGCUAAGGUGGGAAUCUAAGAAUCUGAUACUAUUGAGCACCGCAAUCCAGGAUUGGUUGGCUUCAAGAAUUGCAAUGGAAUUGAUGAAACAAGGUGCCAUGAUGACUGUACUAAGCUCACUUUUAACUGCAUUGGCAUGGCCCGCAACCUUACUUGCAGCUACUGAUUUUAUAGAUAGCAAAUGGACAAUCGCAGUAGACAGAUCAGACAAAGCAGGAAAGCUGCUUGCUGAAGUUCUAGCGAAAGGAUUACAAGGAAAUAGACCUGUGACACUUAUAGGGUUUUCACUUGGAGCUCGUGUGGUUUUCAAAUGUCUAAAGUAUUUGGCUAGGAUGGAAAUUGAAGGAGGUUCAGUUGUAGAAAGGGUUGUUCUUCUUGGGGCACCAGUUCCAAUUCAAGAUGAAUACUGGGAGACUGCUCGAAGGAUGGUGGCUGGGAGAUUUGUUAAUGCUUAUUCCACAAGUGAUUGGAUGCUUGGAAUUGCUUUCCGUGCAAGUCUUCUUACACAAGGAUUAGCUGGAAUUCAACCUGUUGAAGUUCCUGGAAUAGAAAAUGUUGAUGUAACAGAACUAAUUGAAGGUCACUCCUCAUACCUUCGGAUGUCACAACAAAUCCUGGAACGACUUGAACUGGAUGCAUAUUUCCCUGUCUUUAGGAGUUCUGAAAAUUUGAAUCAAGUAAAAACUUAGUUCCACUCCAACCUGCAUCAAACUGAGUACUUCAUCCUUUUCUAUUGGCUUCCGAAACAUUGUGCAGCACAAAGAAUCAGACGGCUGAUCAAAUGUCCAGAUUGAUUCAAAUCAGUAGUCAUCUUGGUACCACUUGACCAUUAUUGACCUUAAUCAGGGCUCUGGUGAAAUUCUGUUGGUGCUGCUUCAACCACAUGUCACUUUGCAUAACAGGCUUAGGCUCAGCGCAGGACAAAAAUUGUGGCAGUUCAAUUUUCAAUAUCAAUUAUUAUGAACAAAAAUUAGUCACCGCGGACAACCGAUCUACAAGUUGCAUAAAAAAUAGUUCACUUAGGCUUAAUUUGUUUACGUUGUAAAUUUCAUUUGCAUUGGUGUAAAUGCAUGGUAGUGCAAAUAGGCAGUGUAAAUUUUGGUUUACUUUUGCUGCAAAUUUGACUGUCUUAUUUGUUUGUGAGAAGUAAAAUGAUAUAGCCCAACUUUAUGAGAAAGAGAAUGGAAGUAGGAGGAAGGUUAUUUGUUUGGCAA
Messenger RNA from Nelumbo nucifera (sacred lotus), 3015 nucleotides. RefSeq names its product transmembrane and coiled-coil domain-containing protein STS1-like. Lineage: Eukaryota; Viridiplantae; Streptophyta; Magnoliopsida; Proteales; Nelumbonaceae. The record is from RefSeq and is a predicted model, not a curated record.